AAACAGAAUACUACUGUUACUGUUAGUAUUAAAGAAAGAAAGAAGCUUUUAAAGUCCAGAGAUAGAAAUCAGGUCCAAGGAUAUCAACGCACUACAGACAAAUUACAAUUAUAUUAUUAAUAAUCAAAUACCUAUAAUAUUUAUAUAUAGGAAAACCCCACCCUUACUCAAUAAAGCUUCAGACUGGGUUUUCUAUGUGAAGUUUAGGAUUUUUUUUUUUCUUUGUGAUGGAUCCGCCAGCUAUGAUGAGCGAUGGAAGGUACAAUCUAGCAGAGAUCUGGCAGUAUCCCAUGAGUGAGUCUGGGAUAAGUAGGGGUCAGUUCGGACAUGGGUUGGCUCAGUUCGGGGACCCCAGUCGAGAGGUUUCCGGCAAUGAUCCGGGUAGCUUGGAGCAGCAGCAGAGAAGGGGUGGUAUGAGGAGAAGGCGUGACGGAGAAGAUGAAACAGCUAAGGUUGUCUCUACUAGCUCCACUAGUAGUGGCAAUGCCGUGAAUGAUGGUGAGGGGAAGAGAAUUAAAGCAGCAGGAGGCAGAGAACAAAAUCAUGAAUCUAGAGUUGAAGCAGAACCCAGUUCAGGCAAGCUUGUGGAAGAAAAAGCUCAACCUUCCGAGCCACCUAAACAAGAUUACAUCCACGUACGAGCGCGAAGGGGUCAAGCUACUGAUAGCCACAGCUUAGCUGAAAGGGCUAGGAGAGAAAAGAUUAGUGAAAGAAUGAAGAUUCUUCAGGAUUUGGUUCCUGGUUGCAAUAAGGUUAUUGGCAAAGCACUUGUCCUUGAUGAGAUAAUUAAUUACAUUCAAUCACUACAGCGUCAGGUCGAGUUCCUAUCAAUGAAGCUUGAAGCAGUUAAUUCAGGAAUAAACCCUGCCAUUGAAGUAUUUCCUCGUAAAGAUUAUGGCCAACAAGCGUUUGAUGCUACUGGUAUGGCAUUCGGUUCGCAAGUGAUUAGGGAAUACAGUGGUGGCACAUCACCAGAGUGGUUGCACAUUGGCAGUGCUUUCGAAAGGACAACAUAAUCGGGUAAAGGGAAUCCCCUUGCAAUUACAAAUAAGAGCAUUAAAUUAAUUUGCAGUGCUUCCUGCUUGGGUCGGCCAAAGAGACUAUAUAUUUCCUUUGUCAACAUAAAGGCAUGGAGCCUCCAUUGCAGAAACCUAGAGUUAGUAUUUGAUGAAAAUGUUCAUUGUUGUGUUUUGGAGAGUGUGCUCCUUGACUCCCUAUAUGUCAAACGUUAAGCUGAAGGGAAUCUCCUAGAAUGAUUAGUUUUUGUUCUUGUACAAGAAAUUUGAUUGUUCAAAAUUACUGGUGCUUUUACACGUUGAGUCGACUUUUGUUUUAAAUUUGGGUUUGAUAAAUAAAGCCUGUUUUACUCCCUUUUUUUUUUUAA
This is a messenger RNA of Gossypium raimondii (Peruvian cotton), 1384 nucleotides long. RefSeq names its product transcription factor BHLH089. Bases 228 to 1016 code for a protein of 262 amino acids. Lineage: Eukaryota; Viridiplantae; Streptophyta; Magnoliopsida; Malvales; Malvaceae. Gene Ontology annotation, cellular component: nucleus. The transcript has 6 exons. Gene Ontology annotation, molecular function: DNA-binding transcription factor activity; protein dimerization activity. The record is from RefSeq and is a predicted model, not a curated record. Gene Ontology annotation, biological process: regulation of DNA-templated transcription.